Pelobates fuscus (common spadefoot toad) is the source of this 2704-nucleotide messenger RNA. Its product is annotated as excitatory amino acid transporter 2-like. The coding region runs from base 142 to 1818 and encodes 558 amino acids. Gene Ontology annotation, molecular function: glutamate:sodium symporter activity; neutral L-amino acid transmembrane transporter activity; L-glutamate transmembrane transporter activity. The transcript is spliced from 10 exons. Lineage: Eukaryota; Metazoa; Chordata; Amphibia; Anura; Pelobatidae. The record is from RefSeq and is a predicted model, not a curated record. Gene Ontology annotation, cellular component: plasma membrane. Gene Ontology annotation, biological process: L-aspartate transmembrane transport; L-glutamate import across plasma membrane.
UUCUAUCUACAUCUGCUUCUUUUGACAUUCUUUUGGAGUCACAUUUCCCACUUGGCUGUAGUCACUAUUGCGGAAGAUAGACUGGGCUGCCCAUUCAAGGUUGCUUACUGGCUUUUGCCAUAGUGUUUGUGAUAUAGAUAUAUGAUGACCAAUCAUAUCGAGGUUCCGAUUUCUGAUGGCCAUCACUUGAGCCUAGAAGAACUACCCAAACCAUGCUGGACACAGCAUUGCGGUUGGCUGAGGAGGAAUCUUCUUUUAAUUUUGACAAUAGCAGGUGUGAUUUUUGGCUCUGUGUUUGGCUGUCUUCUUCGACUACUUCCUCCUUUGGAUGGAAAUAUCUUGAUAUUGAUAUCAUUUCCAGGAGAUAUUCUCAUGCGGAUGUUGAAAAUGUUGAUCUUGCCAUUGAUUAUCUCCAGCUUAAUUUCUGGUCUGGCUGGUCUUGAUGCCAAAUCUAGUGGACGGAUGGGAUCCAGAGCCAUGAUCUAUUACAUGUCAACCACAAUCCUGGCAGCACUGCUAGGAGUUAUUUUGGUUCUUUCUAUACAUCCUGGUAACCCCAAGUUGAAGAAACAAGUCACUGUUUCAACCAAAAAUGAAGAAGUUUCUAGUAUUGAUGCUUUUCUGGAUCUUAUUCGCAAUCUCUUUCCAGAGAAUUUAGUACAAGCAUGUUUUCAACAGAUACAGACUGUUUCCAAGAAGGUUCCUGCACCUCCCUCUCCUCUCGAUCUAAUCAAUCCUGUGAAUAUUACUAGUUUGCAAAGUAAUGUAACUCAUAUAAAUAGCAGCAUAACUGAGGGGAACACUGGACCUGUGAUGAUCACACAGAAGAAGCUGGAGUUCAAAGGUGGAAUGAAUGUACUUGGUCUCAUUGGUUUCUUCAUUGCAUUUGGCAUUUCAAUGGGGAAGAUGGGAGACCAAGCCAAGAUCAUGGCUGAUUUCUUUAAUAUCUUAAAUGAGAUAAUAAUGAAACUUGUCAACAUGAUUAUGUGGUAUUCACCAUUAGGGAUUGCAUCUCUUAUUUGUGGUAAGAUUGCAGCUAUCAAGGACCUUGAGACCGUGGCCAGACAGUUGGGAAUGUACAUGGUGACUGUCAUCGUGGGUCUUGUCAUUCAUGGAGGGAUGAUCUUACCCCUCAUAUUUUUCACAGUUACCAGGAAAAACCCAUACGCUUUUUAUGGUGGCAUAUUCCAGGCAUGGAUAACUGCUUUAGGCACAGCAUCCAGUGCCGGCACUCUUCCUGUGACUUUCCGCUGUCUAGAAGAGAACCUGAAGAUUGACAAGCGUGUUACUCGAUUUGUUCUGCCUAUUGGAGCUACAAUUAACAUGGAUGGCACAGCUUUAUAUGAGGCAGUGGCAGCCAUCUUUAUUGCACAAAUGAAUGACGUGUCUCUUGAUGCUGGUCAGAUAGCAACAGUAAGUCUAACAGCCACCUUGGCCAGUGUAGGGGCAGCAAGUAUCCCAAGCGCUGGUCUUGUUACAAUGUUACUCAUCUUAACAGCUGUGGGCCUCCCAACUCAGGAUAUUAGUCUGCUCAUAGCAGUGGACUGGUUGUUAGACCGUAUGAGAACAUCUAUCAAUGUAGUGGGUGAUUCCUUUGGAGCUGGCAUAAUCUACCAUUUAUCGAAAGCGGAGCUUGCUGCCAUAGAUGCUAAACAUGACAUUAAAGAUGGGACAGAUAUGGUCAAGAUGCAUUUAAUGAACCACAAAGUCCUCCAAAAACCCGUCAGAGAGGACAUAAACACCCCAACUUUUUCAGGUUAUGCCUCCCUACCUACUGAUGAAUAUCAAGUUGACGUUGAACCUCCUCUUUCUCUUUAGUUCUCCAUAUAUUCUGCACAUCAACACCAGCAGCUGGCCCUUGUACAACUCACAGUUUCUCCACCUUUGUGAUACCAGCAAGAACUAUCCAGUUAAUUCUAAUUAUAUUUGGGACUGAUUAGUGAAUAGAAGGACAAAUUGCAGACCUGGUAUUACAAGUGUGAAAGAUCAAGAUCAACAUAGUUACCUGGUGCUAUUUAAACUUCAAAUAGAAAUUGCUCAGCUGGUUACUUUAGAGUGCUCUUGUUUGUUGGAAUAUUAUCCUAUUACAUGUGAUAGAAACAUGGAUGUAAGGUAUAGGGGCUGCAUAUAGAAUGUCUACAAAAAUCAAAUUAUCAAGGUAUUUAUGGAAAUCUGGGGUCAAUCAUUGAAUUUAAAUAUUGCAAUUUGACCUUAUGAUCACUUCAAACAAACAAACCUUGUUGAAAAAUUGUGCUGCCUAUGAAAGAUUGUGGAUAAUUUAUAGUAGCAUGAAGGGAUUUGAGUACAUAUCAGAUAACUAUGAUAUCUUAAAACGAUUCAAAAUAUUUUUCCACAUUAUAAGAGAAUUUUCCAUGGGAACAGAAUCUCUCCAAUAUAUCAGUGAUGUGAUCACCACAUAUAUUUAGGUGAAUCCAUUGCUUAAUCUGAUUGCUAUUGAAUGAGCCUAUUUCGAACAUGAUAUUCUGAAAAAAAAUUAACAAUUCCAAACCAUCAGUAGAACUGUAAUAUAUGGUAUCUCGUGAAUUUUCUAAAUGCUAACUAGAGAUAGGCACCAUCUUGCACUCCUGUUGCAGUGGACAACACUCCCCUGAUUUCCAGCCUUCAGAAAACAUAAUUCCUUUUGUCAAAUAAGGAUCUGUCAUGGAUUGAAUAGGAGAAGGGGGAUACCAUAAUUUAAUAUUUU